GUUCACCAUAGUCGUCACUUGCUGAUAUAGGAACGUUUAUUUCGUUCAUGAGGCAGGCUGAUUCUUAUUUGAAUUUACUGGUAUAUAAGAUCAUUACUAUAUAACACAUUUUGUUUUGAUAUACACCAUGAUCACGAGAUAUCUUCUGUAAAACCUCAUAUAUUGGCGUUCGUGUCGCAAUAUAAGAAAUGGCCACUAUACAGCGCCGUCUUUUCCACCAAACUCUCCGUACUCUUAGUCAUGAAAAUCCUCUUGGCCUACCGAGAACGGGAUCGAUCCCGCGCAUGCAGCGCGGACUUCCAAAACGAAGCAAAAUCAAGGAUGUAGCUAAAGUAGUCGCCGUAUCCUCGGCCAAAGGAGGCGUGGGCAAGAGUACCGUCGCUGCCAAUAUAUCUCUAGCUUUCGCUCGAAUGGGUUACCGCUCGGGAAUCCUCGAUACAGAUAUUUUCGGACCUUCAAUACCGACGCUUUUCGAUCUUAACGAAGAGCCGCGGUUAUCCAAUAAUAAUCAAUUGCUACCACUGUCGAAUUACGGCGUGAAGACUAUGUCGAUGGGCUAUCUAGUAGGCGAAGACGCCCCAGUAGUAUGGCGUGGCCUUAUGGUUAUGAAAGCCUUACAACAGCUCUUACAUGAAGUCGAUUGGGGUGGUCUCGAUAUCUUGAUACUCGAUCUACCUCCUGGAACUGGCGAUACGCAGCUCAGUAUUACGCAACAGAUUGUACUUGACGGAUCCGUCAUCGUGACUACACCACAUACCCUCGCGGUGAAGGACGCAGUCAAGGGAAUCAACAUGUUCAAGAAAGUCGAUGUACCACUACUCGGCCUUGUCCAGAAUAUGUCACUUUUUCAUUGCCCUCACUGCUCCCAUGAUACGGCAGUGUUCGGGUCCAACGAACGUGUUAAGAAUGUCUGCCAGGAGUAUUCCUUAGACCUACUUGGUGAUAUCCCGUUACAUCAGAAUAUUGGGGACGACGGUCAAAAAGGUAAACCGACUAUGGUUUCAGAACCUGACAGCGAGAGGGCGCAUGCCUUCAUGAAUAUCGCGAAGUCAUUACAGUUCAAAUUAGGAAUGUAAUGCUUCACCACAGUACGACGAUGCUUUGUAUAUGUAUCGCGCGUCCAAUGAAAUAAAUUUAAUUACGCUCUACGUAUGAAGGCUAGACGGUUUAUGAUACCGGGAGGCAUCUACUCAGCUGAGUGUUGAAUGGGUACGGUACGUUCACCAAUAAACGGCGAAGCGUUCGAGUUCCUGUCCGUAACGAGAAUUUAGCAAAUCAAUCCAGAAUUACAUGUAUCUUGGGGUAUGAGGAUAGUAA
Messenger RNA from Hypoxylon trugodes, 1317 nucleotides. RefSeq names its product P-loop containing nucleoside triphosphate hydrolase protein. Gene Ontology annotation, cellular component: mitochondrion. The record is from RefSeq and is a predicted model, not a curated record. The transcript has 5 exons. The coding region runs from base 189 to 1076 and encodes 295 amino acids. Lineage: Eukaryota; Fungi; Ascomycota; Sordariomycetes; Xylariales; Hypoxylaceae. Gene Ontology annotation, biological process: mitochondrial respiratory chain complex I assembly; iron-sulfur cluster assembly. Gene Ontology annotation, molecular function: 4 iron, 4 sulfur cluster binding; ATP binding; ATP-dependent FeS chaperone activity.